AUGGCCCGCCAACGAGUUGGUCAAUCACGCUUCAAAUUGUUAGUUGCUAUUGCGAUUGUCGUGCUGUGCUUCUUGCACCUGCCAAUCAACGGCUCGCAAACUCUAGCAGUACCAGGUUCAGGCAGAGAAACUACUAGAGCAAGCCUAGAGAAGUUGGCAGUGAGAAAACUGAAGACAAAGCUGCGCGAGAAGGGUUUGAAGGUGUCAGGGCGAAAAGCAGACCUUGUGGAGCGGCUGGUGAAAUACACGGCAAUGGAGAUAAAGAGGGUGAGAAGUGGCAAACGUGAGAUUCCAGAAGCACUGAAACUCGCUGACCCUGCCACCGAUGUCUUCAUCCCUUUGGACGAAACGGUUCAACAGCUUGAAGCUCUGUUGCAAAAAGAUGAGGGUUGUUUUCAUUCGUGCUGGUGUGGCUAG
This is a messenger RNA of Durusdinium trenchii, 417 nucleotides long. The record is from the annotation of a GenBank genome assembly. NCBI's taxonomy places the organism in Eukaryota, Dinophyceae, Suessiales, Symbiodiniaceae.